AUGGGAGAUCCCAUAAAUGCCGACUCUUGGAUGGAUCAAUUAGAGCAAGUAUUUGGGAUGAUGGAGUGCACCGAUGACCAAAAACUACGGUUUGCUACCUUUCUACUUAAAGGUAGGGCUCGUCAUUGGUGGAGAUCGGACGUUAAGCAGAGUGAGUUUAUCAGACUAACACAAGGAAAUAUGUCAAUGGAGGAAUAUUUGAUUAAGUUUAUUAAGUUAUCCCGUUUUGCCCCACUUAUAGUCAGAAAUGAGAGAGCAAAAUGUAAGAGAUUUGAGGAGGGCCUUAGAGGUAGCAUCAGAACAAUAGUGGCCUCACACUGCUGCACAGAGUUUGGGAAAUUGACAGAGAUAGCUAUGAGAACUGAGAGUAAUUUGGGAGAGUUUGACAAGAGAGAGCCACAAAGAGCGAAACGUAGUAACCGUGAGUGGGUAGUUGACGGCCCUAGUAAUAGGAAUAAAAAAAGAGAGGGUAGUUUUUCUGGGACUUCUGGUAGUCCAGGACAAGAUCAGAGACAAGUCUGGGGUCAGUUGUCAGUGGGUAGUGAUAAUUGGAAUAGAAGGUUCCAAGAUAGUAGACAACUGAGUUUCGGUAGUAGUGGGGAUCAACGAGUACAGUGUAACGAGUGUGGGAGAUUUCAUUCUGGACAGUGUCGGGGAAGGUCCUCAGGUUGUUAUCAUUGUGGGCAAAGUGGCCAUCUCAAGAGGAAUUGUCCUAUUCUGACUCAAGGUGGUAGUGUCACUCAGAGACCGGUUUAG
Messenger RNA from Pistacia vera, 756 nucleotides. RefSeq lists its product as uncharacterized. The transcript is spliced from 2 exons. Bases 1 to 756 code for a protein of 251 amino acids. Lineage: Eukaryota; Viridiplantae; Streptophyta; Magnoliopsida; Sapindales; Anacardiaceae. Gene Ontology annotation, molecular function: zinc ion binding; nucleic acid binding. The record is from RefSeq and is a predicted model, not a curated record.